Molecule: messenger RNA, 2512 nt
Organism: Neofelis nebulosa (Clouded leopard)
Lineage: Eukaryota; Metazoa; Chordata; Mammalia; Carnivora; Felidae
Gene: GRK4
Product: G protein-coupled receptor kinase 4
Exons: 17
Coding region: 645-2411 (588 amino acids)
Biological process (GO): regulation of signal transduction; signal transduction; protein phosphorylation
Cellular component (GO): cytoplasm
Molecular function (GO): G protein-coupled receptor kinase activity; ATP binding
Source: RefSeq, a predicted model, not a curated record
CCCGAGCGCCCUCUUCUGGGAACCGGCCGCUGUGAGAGUGGGUAGCGGUGGCGGCGGCGGCGGCCGUAGCCGUCGCCGCCGGGGGGCGGGGAGCCCCGGCCACUGAGCCCCUCCCUGGGGUGGGGCUCGGCGGAGACUCUGGGCGGCUGGGGAGCCGGGCCCUGAGGAGAGCGUUGCCCUUGCCAGACUCGGGCGAUGGGGCCGAGAGCCCGGGCCCUGGCGCGGGGAAGGUGACCGCAGAUUCCGGCGGUAGGCGGGCUGCCAGCUCCCCUCGCCCCAGCAUCUCGCCCUCUGGAAGCCCGGGCCGCGAGGGCAAGGGCUCCCCGGGCCGGCGCCAGCAGCUUCCGAAGCAGCUGCGGCGUCGCGGGCGGUCUCGGAGGCAGCAAAGCGGUUGGUGGCCGUGGCGGCGGCGGCGGCUGGAGGGGCAGCAGCCGGAGCCGCGACAGCUGGGGCGGCGGCGGCGGCGGCGGGGCAGCUCCCCCGGGCCCUCUGUGGACCCUCCCGAGCGGGUGGCGUCCUGCGAGCGAUGCCCGGAGGCGCCAGAGCCCUCUCCGUCUCCCCUUCCCCCUCGCACACGCCGAGCCCGGCAGCGGCGGAGGCGGCGGAGGCAGCGGCCGCGGCGGCGGCGGCGGCGGCUAGGGGCCAUGGAGCUUGAGAACCUCUUGGCCAACACGCUGCUGCUGAAAGCGCGCCAAGGAGGAUAUGGCAAAAAAAGAGGUCGUAGUAAAAAAUGGAAGGAAAUGCUGAAGCUGCCCCCUGUCAGCCAGUGCAGCGAGCUUAGAUGUUCCAUUGAAAAGGAUUAUAACAGCCUUUGUGACAAGCAGCCAAUAGGAAGACUUCUCUUCAGGCAAUUCUGUGAUACAAGACAUGAUCUAAAGAUGUACAUCAAAUUCCUAGACGUAGUGGCAGAAUAUGAAGUGGCUGAUGACGAAGACCGCAGAAGUUACGGACUGUCCAUCUUAGACACGUUCUUCAGUGCUGCUGAGAGGGAAAGAUCUAAAAAGGUGGACGACACAAAAUCGGCAGCCCCUUUACCAGAAAUACCUUCACGUGUUUUGAAAGAAUGUAGGUUGAGACUGAAGGAGAACCCCUCCAAGGACGUCUUUGAGGAGUGCACCAGAUUUGUUCAUAACUAUUUAAGUGGAGAACCAUUUGAAGAAUAUCAAGAAAGUUCAUAUUUUUCUCGAUUUCUACAGUGGAAAUGGCUGGAAAGGCAACCAAUAACAAAGGACACAUUUAGACAUUACAGAGUUCUAGGAAAAGGCGGAUUUGGGGAGGUCUGUGCCUGUCAAGUGCGAGCUACAGGAAAAAUGUACGCCUGUAAGAAGCUAGCAAAGAAAAGAAUAAAGAGGAGGAAAGGUGAAGCAAUGGCUCUAAAUGAGAAGAGGAUGCUGGAAAAAGUGAAUAGCAGAUUUGUAGUUAGUUUGUCUUAUACUUAUGAGACCAAAGACUCCUUGUACUUGGUGCUGACCAUUAUGAAUGGAGGGGACCUAAAGUAUCACAUUUACAACCUGGGCAGCCCUGGCUUUGAUGAGCAGAGAGCGAUCUUCUAUGCGGCCGAACUGUGCUGUGGCUUGGAGGACUUACAGAAAGAAAGAAUUGUGUACAGAGACUUAAAGCCUGAGAAUAUCCUCCUCGAUGACAUUGGGCACAUCCGGAUCUCAGACCUGGGUUUAGCCGUGGAGGUCCCGGAGGGCCGGACCGUCCGAGGAAGAGUGGGGACCGUCGGCUACAUGGCUCCUGAAGUUAUCAAUAAUGAAAACUAUACUUUUAGUCCUGAUUGGUGGGGACUUGGCUGCCUGAUAUAUGAGAUGAUUCAGGGACAUUCUCCAUUCAAAAAGUUCAAAGAGAAGGUCAAGCGACAGGAAGUCGAGCGCAGAGUGAAGAAGGACACAGAGGAGUACUCCAGGAAGUUUUCCGAGGACGCCAAGUCCGUCUGCAGGAUGUUACUCACCAAGAAUCCCAGACAACGGCUGGGCUUCAGCGGUGGAGCAACGGAAGUGAAGGGACACCCCGUGUUCAAGGACAUUAACUUCAAGAAGCUGGAAGCAAAUAUGUUGGAUCCCCCUUUCUGUCCUGAUCCGAAGGCAGUGUAUUGUAAGGAUGUCGUGGAUAUCGACCAAUUCUCCACGGUGAGGGGAGUCUACCUGGACACCACGGACGAUACUUUCUACAGCCAAUUUGCCACAGGCUCUGUCUCCAUCCCCUGGCAGAACGAGAUGAUCGAAUCGGGUUGUUUUAAGGACAUCAACGAAAGUGACACUGGAGAAUGUGUGGCACUACAUCUACAAGAGACACUGUGCCACCCAGUUCCCAAAGCAAAGAGAGGCUUCUUCUAUAGACUCCUCAGAAGAGGGGGCUGCAUUAGCGGUGUCCCCAGCGACAAGGAAGAGCUGCCCUCAAUGGUGUGACCACCCACUGCAGAGCCGGGCCCCAGCGCCCAGGAGCACGAGCGCGGUGUUUGACCCCAUCUGUGAACAGCAAUAAACAUGUGACACCUCGUAAAAUGAGA